AUGCCAAGUCUCUGGAGUGGCCCAAAAUGCGGCACUGGCACACAGCAAGGGAUUGCUGGCGACAGGCAGCUUCUCAAAGAAGCUGCCCAGAAGCUCUCGAAGCUGGGCAAGCAGCAGUGGCAGGAGGUGGCACUCCAACUUCGCCGAUUGUCGGAGCAAAGCCUGCGGCCGGAUGCCUUCGUGUACAACACGGCCAUCAUCGCAUAUGGCAGGGGUCAACGGUGGCAGGCGUCGAUGCACGUGCUUGCCGACAUGGACAGGGAGGCGGUGCAAAGAAACGCCGUGAGCUACGCUGCAGCGCUAGGUGCCUGCGCAAAGGCCAAGCAGUGGAGGGUGGCGGUGCAUACCCUACGAAGCAUGAAAGCGGCCAGCCAGCAGCCGGACGUGCGGAGCUACAGCGACGUCAUCAGCGCAGCUGCCAAGAAUGAGGAGUGGGCCCGAGCCCUGCAGAUCCUUGCUGAGAUGCCGAAGGAAUCCUGCUUGCCGGAUCUUUUCGCCUUCGGACUGGCCAUUUCAGCUUGCGGCAGCGAUCAGUGGACUUUUGCACUGGAGGUGCUGAGACAGAUACGCGCACAAGGCCUCGUGCCGAACGACGUCGUGUUUAGCCACCUGAUGAGUACAUUUGGUUCAGCUGGGCAGUGGCAGCAUGCCAUGGAGACCUUCGACCUGAUGUGCCAUGUGGUGGUUCCGGAUCUCGUGUCGUACAGCACGGCCAUCAGUGCCAUGGGGUCACACUGGCAGUGCGCGGUGGCGUUGCAUCGGCAAAUGCUGGAGCAGGAGCUGCAAGCGGAUGUGAUUUCCCUGAAUGCCGUGAUGCAGUGCCUUGCCGAGGGCCAGCGUUGGGACCUGGCUCUCGUGCAGCUGGCGGCGCUGCGCGAUGUGGGGUUGCAGAUCGGGCACGUCCCCGUGUAA
Symbiodinium natans is the source of this 912-nucleotide messenger RNA. The record is from the annotation of a GenBank genome assembly. NCBI's taxonomy places the organism in Eukaryota, Dinophyceae, Suessiales, Symbiodiniaceae.